AGAAGUUUUGCGAAAAUCAAAGGUAUGCAUGUGCUAGCCAUUUUACUGAUUUGCCUUGGAAUACUGGCCAGUGCUUUGGCAGAUACGGAGGAGCCAGCUUGUAAGUUGAAGGAAUUGAUAAAGACUGACGAGCGAGCUCAACGCAAUGGCUAUCCUACCGAGUCCCAUUUUGUUACCACUUCAGACGGUUAUAUAUUGAAUCUAUACCGAAUUCCAAAUUCUCAAAAUGUGGAGUAUAGGAAUGUCAAUCGCCCUGCCAUCCUAUUGCAGCAUGGCUUGUUUAGUAAUUCAGACUGUUGGCUGUCUGGUGGCCCCGGUAACGCCUUGGCUUAUCUACUGGCCGAUGCUGGCUUCGACGUGUGGUUGGGUAAUGCUCGCGGUAACAUUUACUCUCGCAACAACACAGUCAUAUCUCUUAAGAAUCCCAAAUUCUGGCGCUUUGAUUGGCAUGAAAUUGGUACUAUUGACCUACCCACCAUGAUUGACUACAUACUUGACAAGACGGGAGAAGAAAAAAUUCAUUACGCUGGCCACUCGCAAGGUACCACUGCGUACUUUGUUAUGAUGUCGGAACGCAAGGAAUACAAUGAUAAAAUUAAAUCGGCCCAUAUGCUAGCUCCAUGUGCCUUCUUCGAGCAUGCCACCUCUGCAGUUUUCAAAAUACUCAGACCCUUGGUUGGCAAGCCUGGAGGUAUGUGGAAUCAAGUACUCGGUAAUAUGGAAUUCCUACCACUGAACCGCUUUAUUAACCGUCUUAGUGAUACUGCUUGUGGCCUAGAACCUUCUAUGCAAUUUUUGUGUAAAGACAUGUGGUUACUCUUCGCUGGUGAUGGCUAUAAGAACACCAAUUUAACCGCCUUGCAAGAGCUACUAGAAACUCACCCAGGUGGUGCUUCCAGCAAUCAGGGUAUUCAUUAUGUUCAAUUGAGUGGCCAUAAUGCGGGCCGUUUCUGCCAAAUGGAUUAUGGAGAAAAGAAAAAUAAUAAACUCUAUGGCCAACCAACUCCACCCGAGUAUAAUUUGGAGAAUAUCAUGGCUCCCACAUACUUGUACUCCAGCAAUAAUGAUGGCCUUUGCAAUCCCAAGGAUGUAGAUACUUUGGCAUCCAAAGCAAUACAUUUAGCUGGUCACUAUCAUGUACCAGAUCCUACUUUUAACCACUUGGAUUUUAUUGUGGCCAAACAUAUGAGAGAAAUGGUAAAUGAUCCCGUAAUAGAGAACAUUUUGAAACAUGAAAACUCCUUGUAGUAAAAAACAAUAAAAUCUCAAC
Molecule: messenger RNA, 1270 nt
Organism: Stomoxys calcitrans (stable fly)
Lineage: Eukaryota; Metazoa; Arthropoda; Insecta; Diptera; Muscidae
Product: lipase 3
Exons: 2
Coding region: 25-1248 (407 amino acids)
Biological process (GO): lipid metabolic process
Molecular function (GO): hydrolase activity, acting on ester bonds
Source: RefSeq, a predicted model, not a curated record